Symbiodinium pilosum is the source of this 390-nucleotide messenger RNA. The record is from the annotation of a GenBank genome assembly. Lineage: Eukaryota; Dinophyceae; Suessiales; Symbiodiniaceae.
GUCAAGAUCAUCCACAGCAGGCCCUGGACAGCAGAGGACCGUGCGAACUUGACGCAGCAGCUUCACAGUCAAGGUCUUGAUGUGGACACAAGCAACCCGCGCAUCCACAAGGCCCGGGGCGAGGGUCAGGCAUCCAUGGAUCUCGUGCCCUUUGCCGCCGACUACUAUCCACAAGGCUUUCACGCAGGAUAUCCCAGAAACGGCUUUAAGCAUAAUACUGAGGCGAGGCUCGCAGUCAAAGAGCUCAAGCUUCGAGCUGCUGAGCAUGGCAGAAAAAUCCGCGGCUACUCCGCAGAGCAGGCAGUACUCAAGGCGCAGCAACAGCAUAAACAUGCUGACUUCCGUGACUUGAGGGCCCAUGCGGAAGCUGCCCUCUCGCUGGGAUGCUAG